AUGGACGACGCUCGUGCUCCUCCCGAAAUGGCACAUCCCGGCACCGACAGCGCUCCCACAACUUCCUCUCCCUCCAUGACUACGGGCGGGAAUAAUGGCAAUGCGCAGCUGCCGCUGCGACCUGGUCACGAGCUUCCCUUUGUUGCCCCCUCGUCGUACCUCCGCCCAAAGCCAACCAGUCGCACAAUGUCCGAGAGGACUCCAACUGCUCUGGACAAGGACCAGAUGCAGGGUCUGCGGGGAAUCCGCGAGUUCCUGAAGGUCCGAACCAGCUACGAUGUGCUUCCGCUCUCCUUUCGCCUCGUCGUGCUCGACAACGACCUCCUGAUCAAGAAGAGCUUGAACAUCCUCAUUCAAAAUGGCAUCGUCUCGGCACCUCUUUGGGACUCGCGCAACUCGACGUUUGCCGGGUUGCUGACGAGUACCGACUACAUCAACGUGAUUCAGUACUACUGCCAGUUUCCAGAUGAAAUCGCCCAGGUCGACCAGUUUCGCCUCAGCAGUCUUAGAGAUAUUGAGAGGGCAAUCGGAGUUGUGCCGCUUGAGACAUUGUCAGUCCACCCCAUGCGGCCGCUAUACGAGGCCUGCCGGCGCAUGCUCAAAACCAGGGCAAGGAGGAUUCCGCUGGUCGAUGUCGAUGACGAGACGGGCCGCGAGAUGGUUGUCAGCGUCAUCACGCAAUAUCGCAUCCUGAAGUUCAUCGCCGUCAACAACGAGAAGCACACAAUGCUUCUCAAGAAGCCUGUGAGGGAGAUUGGCUUAGGCACCUACUCCAACCUGGCGACAGCGACCAUGACCAGUUCUGUCCUUGAAGCUAUCCACCUCAUGGUCAAACACAACAUCUCGGCGGUGCCAAUUGUCGACGAAGAAUACAAGGUGCUGAAUGUUUUCGAAGCCGUCGAUGUCAUCCCCUGCAUCAAAGGAGGCGCAUACGACGAGCUGACCUCAUCUGUUGGCGACGCCCUUUCGAAACGUGCUGAAGACUUUGCUGGAAUCUACACAUGUAACGAGGAUGACCGGCUCGACGCAAUAUUCGACACGAUCCGGAAGUCCCGAGUCCACAGGCUGAUCGUGGUCGACGACGAUAACCGUCUCAGGGGCAUCAUUUCACUCUCCGACAUCCUCAAAUACGUCCUGCUCUUUGGAGAAGAAGAUGACAGCAUCCGCGCCGCUUCCGCUUAG
Canariomyces notabilis is the source of this 1182-nucleotide messenger RNA. RefSeq names its product CBS-domain-containing protein. The record is from RefSeq and is a predicted model, not a curated record. Gene Ontology annotation, cellular component: nucleus; nucleotide-activated protein kinase complex; cytoplasm. The transcript is spliced from 4 exons. Bases 1 to 1182 code for a protein of 393 amino acids. Gene Ontology annotation, biological process: protein phosphorylation; regulation of catalytic activity. Gene Ontology annotation, molecular function: protein kinase regulator activity; protein kinase binding; AMP binding. NCBI's taxonomy places the organism in Eukaryota, Fungi, Ascomycota, Sordariomycetes, Sordariales, Chaetomiaceae.